Messenger RNA from Ceutorhynchus assimilis (cabbage seed weevil), 1629 nucleotides. Lineage: Eukaryota; Metazoa; Arthropoda; Insecta; Coleoptera; Curculionidae. The record is from the annotation of a GenBank genome assembly.
CUUCUUGCUCCAAUUGUCUUGAACUAAAAAUUUACUACUUAAAAGUUAGAAUGUUUAAAAAAUUAAUACUGAAGAUGCUGUCAGCUAUUUUAGUGCCUCUAUUUUUAGCCCUAUCAGCCUGCAUCAUAGUAUUCAUGUUUUACAUAAAAAAAUAUUACAAAUAUUGGGAAAAACGUAACGUACCUAUAGAAAGCAACUUCUUUCUAGUCAACAAUACCUACAGCGUUUUCUCGGGAAAACUCCAUUUUGGGAGUUUUUUGAUUAAACUAUAUCAAUCACAUCCAGAGGAUCCAUAUUUUGGAUUUUAUAUAUUGGGCAAGCCUCAUCUUUUCAUUAGAUGUCCAAAUGUAAUAAAAAGAAUAUGCGAAAAUCAUGAAUACUUCCAAGAUAGAAGCUUUUUUUGUGAAGAAAGAGUAGAUCCGAUUGUCUCGAAAUCAGUUUUCAUGGCUAGAAAUCCUGAAUGGAGAGACUCCAGACAAAAACUUAACACUCUGUUUUCGCCAGCAAAAUUUAAAGCUAUGGUACCGAAGAUUUUAUCUCACUGUAAAGAAAUGAAUCUUUCUCUAGAACAAUAUGACAAUCAAAUUAUUGAUGUACAAAUAACUGCCGAAAGUCUUAUAACCAAUGUGGUGUCUCAUAUAUUUCUUGGAAUAGAUAGCCAAUGUGAAUACGAUACAAAUGAUAAUGUAGUAAAAACCGCCAUGAAACAUGUGUUCGGUAAAGGAUGGUACCAAGGACUAGCAUUUUUCGUUUAUACAUUUGCGCCAAAACUUGUUAAAGUUUUGAAGAUUUCUCUUAUUCAUGACGAUUUCAUUAAAACUAUUGUUAAAGACGUUAUGAGAAGCUAUUAUGACACUAAAGAUAUUAGAGGAACUAGAGUUAUUGAUAUACUUGCCAAAAACAAUAUUAACAUUUAUCAAGAAUCAGAAAACUUUUUUGACGAAAAUUGGUUAGUAGGUCAAUCAUCAACUAUAGUUCUUGCCUCUUUUAUACCUAUGUCAGCAUUUUUUGCUCUUAGUUUGUAUGAGCUAAGCCUUAACCAAGAAUACCAAGAAAAACUCAGAGAAGAAAUUUUUGGAUUUAUUUCUGACGAAAAUUUCGAUGAAACACUUGAAAGUAUUAGGAAUAUGAAAUAUCUAAAUAUGGUAGUUGCUGAAAUCCUAAGGUUAUAUCCUCUGGGUGAUUUCGUGAACAGAAAUUGCAACAAAGACUACGUGUUACAAGAAACCGGUUUAAAGGUUGAAAAAGGAACCCCCAUUAUGAUCUCUGUUAGUGCAAUUCACGCUGAUCCAAAAUUCUUUCCUGAUCCAUGUAAGUUUGAUCCUGGAAGAUUUGAAAAUGGAACUAAAGAAUUCGAAAGAGCUGGAGUUUAUUUUCCUUUCGGAUUUGGUCAGAGAAGCUGUUUGGGUGGAAGAUUUUCCCUAGUGGCCAUUAAAAUAGCCCUGGUAGAGGUGUUGAGAAAAUUCAAAUUUGAACCUUGUAAUGAAACAGAAAGGCCAAUAAUGUUUGAUAAUCGAGUGAUAAAUAUUUCUCCUAUAAAUGGAAUAAAAUUACGAAUAACUAAGUUGUGAUAUUUCAUUUAUAUGUAUAUGCAAGAAAAAAGAAAUAAAAGGGAAUAAUUUCACCCAA